This is a messenger RNA of Xiphophorus maculatus (southern platyfish), 5439 nucleotides long. It is a transcript of the gene cds2, whose product is annotated as phosphatidate cytidylyltransferase 2. The coding region runs from base 142 to 1635 and encodes 497 amino acids. The record is from RefSeq and is a predicted model, not a curated record. Gene Ontology annotation, molecular function: phosphatidate cytidylyltransferase activity. Gene Ontology annotation, cellular component: endoplasmic reticulum membrane. The transcript has 14 exons. NCBI's taxonomy places the organism in Eukaryota, Metazoa, Chordata, Actinopteri, Cyprinodontiformes, Poeciliidae.
UUUGCGCUUUGAGAAUAGGGGGGGGAAAAAGUGUUGCCGUGUAACAUUUAGCUUAGACCUUAACAGAAGUUUAUCCAACAAAUAGUCUGCUGCCGGAAGCUCCGGACCUUGGCCGUCAGCGUCAGGCUCCCACCCGCUAAGAUGACAGAGCUGCGGCAUCGAGGAGCCAAAGACGGCGAGCCUCCGUUAGAGCAGCAGCCAUCAGAGGACAAGGCCCCGUCCAAUCAGCAUAUGGCUUUGACAGCUCAACAACAUGGAGGGAGAUUCUCUGUCAGCGCUUCACUUCCCACGCGCGGCGCUGCCCUGAUGGUCUGCUCGGCUAAUUUUAGUGCUUCCUCUGAGUUGAUGAAGGGCUCAGACAGCGAGCUGAAAGCAGACAAAGAGGGCGUCUCCGACGAGUCCAAGGUGGACUCGGGAGUCCCCGAGGUGCCGGUCCCUCCUGAUGACACCCCCGAGGUUCUCAACAAGGCCCUGUCUGGACUCUCCUCAAGAUGGAAGAACUGGUGGGUACGAGGCAUCCUAACACUAGCCAUGAUCUCCUUCUUCUUCUUCAUCAUCUACCUGGGCCCCAUGGUCCUCAUGAUGAUUGUCCUCUGUGUUCAGAUCAAGUGUUUCCAUGAAAUCAUCACGAUCGGGUACAACGUGUACCACUCCUACGACCUGCCCUGGUUCCGGACGCUUAGCUGGUACUUCCUGCUGUGCGUGAACUACUUCUUCUACGGCGAGACCGUGACCGAUUACUUCUUCACGCUGGUGCAGAGAGAGGAGCCUCUUCGCAUCCUCAGCAAAUACCACCGCUUCAUCUCCUUCGCGCUCUACCUCACAGGUUUCUGCAUGUUCGUGCUGAGCUUGGUGAAGAAACAUUACCGCCUUCAGUUCUACAUGUUUGGCUGGACCCAUGUGACUCUGCUGAUCGUAGUGACCCAGUCCCACCUCAUCAUCCACAACCUGUUCGAGGGGAUGAUCUGGUUCAUCGUUCCCAUUUCCUGUGUGAUCUGCAAUGACAUCAUGGCCUACAUGUUUGGUUUCUUCUUCGGCCGAACGCCGCUCAUUAAGCUGUCGCCUAAGAAGACAUGGGAGGGAUUUAUUGGUGGAUUAUUCGCCACGAUUGUGUUUGGUAUCAUGCUCUCGUACGUCAUGGCUGGAUACCGCUACUUUGUUUGUCCUGUGGAAUUCAACAACGACUCCAACAGUUUCCAGGUGGACUGUGAGCCAUCAGAGCUGUUUCAGCUGCAGGACUACAACCUGCCAGGAGUCCUGGAGUCUGUCACCGGAUGGACCACCGUGCGUCUGUAUCCGUUCCAGAUCCACAGCAUCGCUCUCUCCUCCUUCGCCUCCAUUGUGGGGCCCUUCGGCGGCUUCUUUGCCAGCGGCUUCAAGAGAGCAUUUAAGAUCAAGGAUUUUGCCAACACCAUACCGGGUCACGGAGGCAUUAUGGACAGAUUUGACUGCCAGUACAUAAUGGCCACAUUUGUCAAUGUCUACAUUGCCAGCUUCAUCAGGGGCCCCAACCCCAGUAAGGUGGUCCAACAGCUCCUGGCCCUGCGGUCCGACCAGCAGCUCUACAUCUUCAACUCCCUGAAGGCUCACCUGACGGAGAAGGGUUUGCUGCGAGCCGCCGAGGCGGCCGCUUAGCCCGGCGGCGCCCUCAGAGAACCCGUGUUUAUUUAUGAGCGAGGACACAUCAAUGAAAACCAAGAAAAAGAAGAAAAAAAAAAACAAACAUUCAGCUUUGGGCCAUUCCAUUUUAUUUUGGGUUGGAGCGUUGUGCUUCUGUGCUUGACUGCUCUGUGGAUCACGAUUCUGACAUCAGUGUUUUCAGCUGCGGUUGAAGUCCACCAAUGUAGCCGCUAUAUUUAGUUUUUUAUUUUUAAUUUUUUUUUAAAUCAACACUGUUAAACUAAAUGUUGGUCAGACGUACAUUUCUGCUUGUUUACACAAUAAUUUUUGAUAUUAUCGGCUCACGUGUGUUAAUAUUUUAUCGUACGUAAAGCAGUGCUCUAAACCCUGUUAACACACUGUAAUGUUACUGCAGCGUCACCCUCACACCCAUGUCUAGCUACAUUUUCUUUUGAUUGUGAUUGUUACUAUUUAUACAGAGACGGUUUUUAUAUUUCAGAUGUUCUAUUGUGUCUUAAUGUCUGUUUUAUUCAGGCAGUUGUGUGCAUUUUUGUGUCUUUUUGUUAUGUCGUUUUGCUUCAGUUGAGCCAUUUCCAAGCCUUUCACGCUUGGCCAAAUCAUUAGCAUCACAUCAUCAUGUAGACGUCUGAAUUCCAACCAAACCUUUCAGUCGCGUAAAUUCCUAAAGCUACCGUGCUUUCUAACGAAUCUCUCUGUGGGCUAGCGACCUCACGCUCACCUGUUUGCUAGCUUUCAUUCGUUUUUUUUUAACUGUCACGUGGUCUUAGCUUUGACGCUCGAGAGGAGCGCGGCGGAUGUCACGGUCGGACAACGGGGAAGGCGGUCAUUUCCUGAAACAACACACACACAUACAAGCAAGCAAACCUCGUGAACGCGCACGUGGGGCACCGUACCGGAACGCGCUGGGUAAAAAGCUCGUGGGGUCCAAAUGACACCUUCUCUUCAGACCAUGGAAGGGUGCUGGUAGAGUUGCUGGUUUUUAGUGUAGCCGACUUGCUGUUUGAAGGUUGUUUUUUAUUUCACUUGUUGGGCACCAAGACGGUCGGGAUAGUAAAAUAUUGGGGGGCACAAUGAUUCCUGCACUGCCAUUUCUGAUCUUGUGUGUCGCUUAGCAGCGUCACAGCAGAGACGCUCUGCUCACAAAGUUCAUACACUGAACAUCAGUAAACGUGUUAGCAUGUUGGGCUACAGCACAUCUGCUAACGUUGCACCUUGCCAAUACUGUAUGUGUUAAUUCCUCUAGGUUUAUUAGUCAUUUUGUGUGUUAUUUAUGCCAAGUGUGAUUUGAUAGUUAAGCUUAAGCCUCUGUGGUGUUUGGUUUCUUUACAGGUAGCAUGUAAGGACACUUUAAUAGGCACACCAGCAGGUGUUUAGGUUAGCAUAGGUUAGCAUGCCCUACAGAAACGGCAACACGUGUUCACUGAUGUGGUUUUUUUUUUCUUUAGCUAAUGCCAAUAUUCCAGAGGAUUUAUUUAUGCUUUCCUAGAUAUAAUUUGUUCUAACCUGAGCUCAGCAUUUUGGAAACGUCUGACACAUCUGUACUGAGUUAGGUCUGAUCCACUGCUGGUCAGGCCAAUACUUGCCAUAGCCAACAGAUUUAUUGGCUUUCUUGUGCGGUCUGGAAUUUAUUAAAACAUCUGUAUUAAUUUAGCUCUUUUAUUGAUAUUCCACCUUGGUUAUUUUUAUUCAUUUAACUAGGAUCCGGUUUUUGGGGGGUAGAAACAUUUGUAGACUCGCACGCAGAGAUAGUUCCUGUCGUCAUUAAUUCAACAGCACACGCAACGCCGACUGCCCUUUGGGUUUACCUGUAGGUGUUUUAAGUAGUUCACUCUUCUACAUCUUAUACAAGCACCUUGUGGCGAACCCAGCGACCAUUUUAGAAGUAUCGAUUUAAUGUUCUCUAUUUUUUUUUUUCUCUCGCUUUUGACAUUAUUCUGGUAGCGACAUUCCUAUGUUGAUUACUUCUAUACCACUUUUUUCUAUCAUUUGGCAGCAGAAUUUUGCAAAACUUCAAGUAUAAAACAUUAGACAUGUUAAGACGAUAUUUGCCGUUUUUUAACUAUUUCCCUACAUUAUCUGCCGAAUGCUAAUUUGUAGCCACCCCGUUUUUUUUUCUUCCUUUUUCCUAUCAGGAAUCUAAGGCAGCAUGACAUUACAAAAACGUGCAAUCCAAGUAUUAUUGAACAGGACUAUAGUAUCGAAACUCACAUUUACUGUCGGCUUCCUUUCAAACAUUGAAAUGUCUCCGAUCCAUUUGAAUUUCUUUCACUAAAAUCUGUAUCAGGUGUGGGCAUCAAACGCAGCAAAGUUUUCUUUUUUCCCAUGGGGAAGCAUCAAUGCCUGGUAACAGAAAUGCAAUACCGUACCAAAUAUUACAUCCACGCAGUGUUUUGUGAAAUUACAUGACUAACGUGAUUCGAUAUAUUGUGCAGCUCCACUAGAACAUACCAAAAUAUUCCUGUUUCUGUUGGUCUAUUUCAGUUUUUUUUUCUGCCAAAAUAUCUUGAAGAACAUGAACUAAAAGAUUACUCGGAAGAAAUGUAGUUUUCACAGUUUGUUUUCCCAUCCUUCUCUAAAGAUAUCUAAUUAUUCAAACUGACAUUUUGUAAGAUUAUGUGUUACCAUAGUUAAAAUAAAAUCUGAUUAGCAAUCAAAGUAAUUUUUUUUUCUACUGAUGGUGUUUUAAAGAUUUGGUUCAGAGGACCCUUUAGUCUUUCUAACUAAAACCAGAAGACUUCUGUUAGUACGAUGGAAUAAAACCAAUAUUUGUAACAAGACAUAAUAAACUACAUUUGGUGUAGCAGGAAAGGAAAAUGAUGGUACAUAGUAGCUUCUUUUAAACGUGUUCCUGGUAUUUAUGUUUAUUUUAUAUACCAUCUUUUAGUUUUUUCGGGUAUAUAACCCAGACAUCACUUUUAUCCGGUGUUUGAAUUGAUUCCGAUGAUUAUUUAUGUCAUUCGAGACGUCAUCUUUCUCAAGAUAUUUAUUUAUUAACUCUAUAUCUCUGCUGUAAUUCUAAAAUAUAUGUUGGUGGGGUUUUUUUGUUUGUAGUUUUUGUAGUCAGGCAAAAAAAAAAAAAAAAUCAUUAUCGCCACGUGCGAAAAAAAAAAACAAGUGUAAAAGUAGCUGAAGAGUUUCUCCGCUGUUGCCGUGGUUGCUGUUGCUAGGCUCCUGCUCGGUGUCGUGCCUCAGCUCGGGUGCUCGUUGCUUAUGAUUUACGUAGUUUCUUCCCCACGUCCACUGUAUCGCAGCCGAAGCCGCCGCAGUAAUUACAUUUUCACACAGUUCAAUUUUUCGGUUCAGCAGCUCAGCACUGCCCUUCCACUUACCUGCCACCAGAGGGAGCCAGAGCUCCUGUGCUCAGCCUGUUGACUGUGACCUUAAGGCUGUACAUAAAUGGAGAUAUUUGGCCAUUUGUUACUUCUGCUUAGAACAAUCCGCUGCCCUUUUAUGAAAAAGUUAGUUUACUAGAUAAACGUUUUCUUUUCGUUGGUCUUUAGGGCUCCACUGACCUGUUGUGCAAGUGUGUUUUGCCAGGAGUCUAUCAGAGGAAUGUAAGGGAGUCAUGUCUGUCCAUUGUGCUGUGCAGGCUCUCCUAUGUGAAACAUUUUACUUUAUUAUGUGCAUAGAUUACCUUAUGAAUCUGUAAAACAAAAAAAUAAAAUAAAGAAAUCUGUAUAUCUAUUCUUUAUCUGUGCAAUGGUUUGGUAAAUUGUACAAUAUCUAGAGGUAUUCUUUAACGCUGAACUGUGUUUUUGGCUAUGUUCAGAGAAAAAAAAUAAAUGUAUUUAAAGACAA